AUGUUCCAGCACAUCAAGGAUUUGGUGGAGCUCGAUGACUCGGGACCGAAGGCGUGGAAGCUACUACGCGACGUGGUUCAACCCAACACGCUGCCGAUGGUGAUUGUGUUGGAGAAGGAGCUAGCUGCCGUCUCCAUGCGAUCGGGAGACGAUGUGAAGCCGGUCCUUGACAAAAUCAAGGACACCUAUGCGAGGAUGGCAGCGGUGGGCAGCAAGGUGUCGGAGAUGCAGCAGUGCACCAAGAUCAUCUCGGUGCUCGACAACUCAUGGGACAACCUCAUCCCCACCCUCAACGUUCAGCAGGACAAGUGGACACCUGAGUGGCUACGGCAGCAGAUCCUGCAGAAGGACUUCCGCAGGCGCCACACGGGAGGUGGUGCUGCCAACAAAACUGCAGAGGGGUAUGGAGCUGCAAGAGGCAGCAGAGGAAGAGGGGGAUGGAGAGGCCGAGGCCGUGGGAGAGGCUUUGGCAGAGGGAAAGGCCGAGGUGACUACAACGAAGGGCAUGGGAGCUCUGGUGGCAAGGGGAGCACUCGAAUGGAGGGUGCGUGCUGGUACUGCAAGAAGGCUGGACAUCCGUGGUUCAAAUGUUUCAGCCGGCCUGAGGGAUGGGCACCUCCAGGCAUGAAGCCGCCAAGUAAUGAACGCGCGCGAGGUGGCGCUGUGCAAGGUUCAGGUGCACAAGGUGAUGGUGCACAAGGUAAAGCCGACCCUGGGAUGUUCCUCAUGGUUGAGGAUGUGCAAGGGAGUGGGGGUGAUGUGGGUUCAGUUGGGAAGGUUGUGAUGCACCCCCUCACUCACUGGGUAAUGGGAGCUAAUGGGGGGCUUGUGGGGCUGGGGAAUGUGCUGCUGGUUGAAGGUUUGUCCGCUAACCUCCUCUCUGUGCGCCGGCUGCAGAAAAGCAAGGCCAAAGUGACUUUCGGCACAACCAGCUGCCGUGCAAAGCUUGGGAAGUUGCUGCUGUGGGACUUGGAGGAGAAGAGCAGCUGCAUCAAGGACCUCUGGCAGCUGCCCAUCAUUCCUUGGAAUGGGAAACCACCAGCAACGGCAGCGGCAGCGGCAACGACUAAAACAACUGCGGGAGGAGAGGAGAUUGCACCAAUUGGUGGGGCCCUGGAUGCAGUCAAGAAGGUGCAGCAGUCACAGCAGCCACAUGGUGAGGUGCUUGCUGGUGUGGAUGCAACGGCUGCAUGGGCAAAGGCUUCAUCUGGGAAUGGUGAUGCUGAUUGGGAGACGUGGCACGAGAGGUUGUGUCACAUCAACAUUCCUAUGCUGCAGAAGUUAGUGAAGGAUGGGAGCUUGAAGGGGUUGGAGGUGAAGGGGGCAUCAAAGGGGAUUGGGAGCUGCCCUUCAUGCCUUGAGACCAAGUUCACGAAGUUUCCCUUCAGCAGCAGCACGGGACCAGCGAAGGCUCCACUUGCACUUGUGCACAUGGACGUGGUGGGCCCCACGAGGGCCCCUUCUCUCUCGGGCAGCCGCUACUUCUUGACCAUUGUGGACGACCACACGCGUGCGGUGUGGGUGUAA
Molecule: messenger RNA, 1527 nt
Organism: Closterium sp. Naga37s-1
Lineage: Eukaryota; Viridiplantae; Streptophyta; Zygnematophyceae; Desmidiales; Closteriaceae
Source: the annotation of a GenBank genome assembly